Molecule: messenger RNA, 2455 nt
Organism: Leptidea sinapis
Lineage: Eukaryota; Metazoa; Arthropoda; Insecta; Lepidoptera; Pieridae
Product: monocyte to macrophage differentiation factor
Exons: 4
Coding region: 197-994 (265 amino acids)
Cellular component (GO): membrane
Molecular function (GO): pore-forming activity
Source: RefSeq, a predicted model, not a curated record
UGUUGUUUAGAAAAUAGAGCUGAGAGUGAGAGUUUCAGUCGAACUUUCCUAAUUAAAUAUUAAAAAUAUUCAAUAUGUAAAAUAUUUCAAAAGAAUAAUCCAAAUAGAAGAUAUGAGCUAUAUAUAAGCCACCUAGUUUUGGUCUUUUGACCAUUUAAGUUUUAUCUCACAUAGUGCUUACAGCUUAUUAGAAACCAUGGGCGACGUCGUGAGUUUAUUUUCGGUAUUUAUCAUAAAGCUUAAAUCAAAAUUACGAAGUAGUCAAUUACUUUUCCAAUGUGAACUUCCAUGGGAGAAACUGAAGUCUGUAAAAUGGAUGAAUGAAAGAGCUACAUCGAACAAAGCCUAUGUUCCCACCACUGUGGAGCAUGUUGCGAACGUGUGCACGCACGCUCUUUGCGUCGCACCUGCGUCGCUGGGCGCGCGCGAGCUUCUGACGCGGUCUCUGAACGCGCCGCAAGCUAUCGCCGCUAUCGUGUAUGGCCUGGCACUGUGUCUGCUGUUCGCCGUAUCCACCACCUUCCAUUCGUUCUGCUGCUGUAGUAAUGACAACAAGAUGAAGCACUUCCUCCACCGCUGCGACCGCGCCAUGAUCUACAUCUUCAUCGCCAGCUCGUACUACCCCUGGCUCACGGUGGGCACCCUCUCGUGCUGGAUGCUGCAGGAGUUGCGCUGGGCCAUCUGGCUGCUAGCGAUUCUCGGCAUCGUCUACCAGCAGAUCUUCCACGAGCGGUACAAAAUGGUGGAGCUCCUGCUCUACCUCGUCAUGGGCUUGGGGCCGGCUAUCAUCAUUGUGACGUCCAAUCACCACAUUCCAGCGAUGCAGGAUCUGAAACUUGGAGGUAUGUUGUAUUUGAUCGGAGUGUUCUUCUUCAAGUCGGACGGCCGGAUUCCGUUCGCGCACGCAAUAUGGCACGUGUUCGUAGCACUGGCUGCCAGCGUGCACUACCUAGCCAUACUACGCAACCUGUUCCCCGAUCUCAAGGCACAGUGAACUACUGCCCUAUUCGGUAUCAAUUAGAGCUCUCUAUUUCUGUAUCGCGAUAACAAGAAGAUUCGCAGCAAAUGUCAAUUGGCCGGCUAGCGUGGGACGCAAUUGUGAUCCAUUUAGGCUUAUAUCCUUAGAAGUUAUUCAUUGAUUGAUUAGUUGUAGUGAAAAUUGAAGUAGGCCUACUUUGAAGCCAAUAACCUUCCGAAAUUGGCAAGUGCCUCCGCGUCGCGGUAUGCCUUAUUAUUUUACGUGUAUUAAUAGAUUGCUUAUAAUUAUGAUGAUUUGAGAGAUUGUAUUAGAAAGCUAUUGAAACAAGCUAUAAGACCAUGCAAAAUAAACUAUCUUAUAAACAAAAUGAGGCUCAGAACUUGGUCAGGGCGUGGUGUGCCGUACGGCACUUUCGAUUUUGGUGUAAGUAUAUGAAAGAUCUAGUGUCAGACACUUUCCGAUUUUCGGAAGGUUAAUGUUGCAAGAAGGCGUGUGUAGUGCAAAAAAUAUCUUAUACAAGCUUUUUUGUAGGGCCAACAAACUUGAAUUGCUUUUCACGCCAAUAAUCCAAUUGACAUUUUGCAUUUUACUAGAGUUUUACCUAUUUAUGUGUCCAGACAAAAUUAAAACGAUGUACAAAUUCAUUUUGAGUGAUGUGACGAAAACAGUUUUAUUUUAAUAUUAACUGAGAUACAAUGAUUGUAAUUGUUACGUGUGGAGAUUACAGGUUUCGAAAAAACCGGUCACCCAGAUUGUGCUCAUUUACGAAAUGAAUCAAUAAAAAUACACAGCCUCUUUGGACCGGUAAGGAUCAUUCCAGAAUGAUGUCGAAGAGUGUAUUAGUAGGGUAGUAACACGAAAAACAUGUUUUUGUAAACAACUCGCAUGAUCUAUGUUCCGUUACUUAUCGACUUCUCGCGAACAUUCGACGUAGCAAUAUUUAUAGUCCAUUUGCGCACUAAAGUACUACAGAUAGCCUUUUUACGAUUCGAUGACUCUGACAGUUCGUUGGAGGGUUAAGCCAAUUGAUCUAAUAUACGUAAUUACUAUGAGUGAUUCUAAUUCUGGAAAUCAGAAGUGUAGUAUAGUGAAACAGGCAAAGAAUUCGCCAUUGCUUUUAUCAUGUACGAAUAAUGUGUGUUUUCGUCGCACCACUUACAUUACAACGUUUGUAGAGAGUUUUUCUGAAAUCGUGCAAUAUUAUUUUAAGUAAUAAUCAAAUUUCGGAUUUAUUAGCCGGAAAGUGUUCUUCAAAUAGUUCUAGUUGUGGUAGAAAGUAUGGUCCAAGUUAACGUUUACUGUGUAUUAAUCUACAUAUUAAUUUAAAUAUUCGUUUAUUAUCCAAAAUUCUUUGAUAUUUUUACUCUAAUGCUAUUUUUCUAUUUAGCACCCUGGAUGAUAUCAGUCCCUUAGUAAAAGCUAUUCAAUAAAUCCAGGCAAUUAUACUUUUGGUGUUGCAAGAGAGCGUGGGCGGAU